AUGCUCGAGGGGAGAGCAAGGACGGGGAAGAAGUAGAAAACGAAAACUGUGAUUCCAGGGACGGACGGAACUCUGACACCCUCGAUUCCCCACCCUAGCUUCGCCAGAAGACUAAAGCUGUGGGCACCUUCAGUUUAACGGACUUGGCGGGGGCGGGGGGCGCGAGGUAAAUGGCAGUUUGCAUCCCAGGGGUUCUUCCGCCUCUUCUGGUCUCCUCCUCAGACCGACAAACCCAGCCCCCUACCCGCCGGGUAACAACUCCUGGGACCGUGAAAGAGUCGUCCCCAAAUUCGGGGCCAAAUUCGGGACGUCGGGGUGGCAGCCGCGCCCCCGCACAGCCUCGUGGGGCCCGCCCACGGAGCACCCCGCGGCCGCCCGCGCGUCCAGCUCUCCGGUGCCUUCUCCCGCGCUCGUGCGGGUGCGGGCCGAGCUCGGCGUCCGCAGCUCGCUGGAUGGGGGGCCGAGGCGCGCCGGUGCAGAGGGCCGGGUCGUGCCGAGGCCACAUCCCAUCCUCCUGUGUGGGACCAGCCGGCCCUCUGCCACCCGAGAAGCGAGGGCUCACAUCCCGGGGCCGUCCGGAGCGAGAGGAGUCAAGCUGGGGUGAUCGCGGACAGGAACGAGGGGACGAGGAGCAGAAUGGGCCUGAAAGAGCACCGCCACGCGCCCUCGCGGGGGGGGCUCCGCAAUGGGAACCCCUGUCAACCGCCGCAGGGACGGGGGCUCCGGCGCAGAGGCACCGGCCGUACGUCUGGAAGGGGGAAUCCCCAGUACGGAGUGGCAUGGAGGCCCCUUUGUGUGACUAAAUUUGGCAAGAGUAUGGAUCCGAGCCAGUCUUUCCACGUGUGCUCCCAGCUCCCAGCUGAGAAGGCCAAGGGUUCUCUUCCGGGAAAACCAAUUCGGCUAUUAAGGGAACCUCUCAACAGAGCAGAGGAGGAGAAGGCAAGGUUUCAGAAAGAAGAGCUGUUUACCAGCAAAGCAAACUGGGUUCCACACAGACAUAGCAUAUCAUACACAAAGACUAAGUUCUGGAGGUCGGAGGUCCAAAAUGAGUCUCACUGGGCUAAAAUCCAGGAGUUGGCAGGGCUGUGUUCCCUUCUGGAGGCUCUACGGGGGAGAAUCUGUUUCCUCGCCUUGUCCAGCUUCCAGAGGCCGCCUGCGUGCCUUGGCUGGUGGCCCCUGUCUUCGUCUUUGCAGCGGGCAGAGAGCCAAAGCCUCUUCCAUGUGAGAUAUUGGAGGAGGAGCUAUGGAGCCAGUGGAGGAGAAAGGUACUUGGUCCACUUGAGAUGGCUCUUGGAACCCCCACCCCAACAAUUAACUACAGCUUUGCCAGAAGAGAAGGAAAAAGUUAUACCUGUACCUGCUCCUGCCCCCAGGCCCUAAAUGUGGACCUGAUUCAUCAAAAGACUACAUGUGAAAAACAAAAAAUCCAGUUAUUUCUUUGGACUGCAUUCCCACGACAUUCUUUUUCUCUGGGACUCUGAACCCAUGGAGCCAUUUUCCAUCUCCCGAUACAUGCUUCAGACCCUCUUUAGUUCACUGACCUACUAUACCUCCUUCCCUUGUAUGCAUCCCCACUCCCGGCUUAAUGGUCUGGUAUCUCCUGAUGCUACAAGCUCUGGUCCACAACAAGUGAGUUGGCCUCUACCGCCAGCACUCCCCACUGACACCAUCCAGGGAAAGCAAUCUGGAAGCCUAAUGGUGGGCAUUGGUGCUUUCAGAGGCAGGUUCUUCUUGGACUCCAUUUGAUCAGUGGCUCUGCCAGGGACAGUAACCCGAGGAACACUGGCAGGGCAAAGGAGGCACAUGUUGGUGGCCACAUGGCAGCUGAGAUGCUAGUUUGUGACCUAUUUGAGGUGCCUCUUGGGUUAUCUAAGUAAGAGGGUAGAGCUUGGUGUUUAGAGGAAAACUGGCCUUAGUACUUUAUACUUUCAGGAUACUUUCAGGGCAUGCUCCAGUAUUCUGACUUUACAAAAUGGCCUGUCUCAUCCUUAUUGCAGUAUCCUCUGGAGAGCUGCACAGAAGGGAGACUGUCUGGGCCAAUGGGAAAAGACUUGGAGUCAGGGGACCUGGUUCUUCUCUCAGCGCUGCUACUGAUGAGCCCUUUGGCCUUGGACAGAUUAUUUUACUUUUCUGGAACUUGGUUUUCUAUAAAAUGAUCUACAGUUUCUAGUAGUAAAGGUCCCUUCUAACUCUGUCAUCCUAUGACUCUCUGUCUUUUGUUUUAUAGUUAGAGUAAAAGAAGCACACAUCUUUGGUCAAAAAGUCAAGGGCAGAGUCUAGCAUAUUGGUCAUAUCAAUUCUUUGAAUACGGGCCUCAAAUCCUUUAUGGCAGUAGGCAUAAAUCAUAAAUAAUUCCAGGCUACUACUCCCAGAUUUCUUAGAAGGAUCAGAGCACUGACAUUCUUUGGCAGAUGAAAAAAGAAAUUCAAUUAUCUGGAAUGCAAAGAAAAAAAGAAUAUUCUCUCUUGUUGAAAAUCUUCCUGAAGGGCAGUAGCAGUUUUUCUUGCUUUAGUAAGAACAGAGAACAUAGCAAUAUUUCUUCCAUUAUCAUGGCUCUGUUCUGCUUCAGCAUUAAAAUCUCAAUACGUAUGAUCAUUAUGCAUUCAGUAUUACAUGCUCUGCCUGUAGAAGAUUUAAGAGAUUGGCCUGAAUAUAUACUGUCUUAGGUGUACGUGGAGACAUUUUUAUCAAUUGUAUCUGUGGUCUCUGUGAGUCACUUAAAGUUUGGAUCUUUUUCAUGAAAGUAAAAUGACGAAAAAAAUUUAAAAUAUUUUUUGGAGAGUAGUGGUAGUUAGUGUUCCAUUUCAUUGAGUUCUGGUUAAUUAAGGCUCUGAGAUGUUUAAAGACUUCAGAAACAUAAAACAUUUGUACUGUGUUCUGAGUAUCAAAGACUACAGUUGUUAUUUAACAAGACAGUUGCUCAGAAGCAAAUGUUUUCAGAUGCUGAGAUAGAAGAAACAAUGCGCCAGACCAGCCUGACCUUCCUUGGGUAGGAACUGCUCCCCUUCUGACAUGGUUACUUCUUCAGUAUAGGACCUUGGGGUAGUCUGGCUUUAUUCUAUUUAAAGUGCAUGUUUGAGCCCCUUCUUUGUACAGUCUUAGACCCCAGUGAGCUUGUAUUCUAGUAUUCAGGUAUAAGGCAUAACCCCCACCUAGACCGCGACCAAUUUCCAUGGCCAUGGAAGAGAAAGGGACGGUGAAAAAGAUGACAAAGAAGAAAAAAAAAAGAAGGAAAGAGAUAGAAGAAACAAAAGACUAGGAUUAGUCAUGAAGAGCUCUUGCUUAAUUUUUAAGUAGGAAAAGAGCAUCCAAAUCUCAAUAAGAAGAACAAGAGUGCUUGUGCCCUCCACUUUUGGAGUAGCCAGGGUGGAUCUUUUCCUCUCAUGGGAAUCACGGGCUCUGGGUGUCAAAACUGUAGCAUAUAGUUCAUCCACUGGGCUGCACUGACUCAAGAUUUUCCUGUUCACUGUCAAAAGUAUAUCAUAAAAUUCUGUUCUGAUCACAAUGCUGUUUCAGUCAUGCAAGGAUUAGUGUCAAGAAAGAAAGCGCCAAGCUACUAAGCAUUGAGCUACUUACCUAAAGUAAUUCAGAAUUAAACAACUUUCUUGAUGAUCCUAGAUGUUGGAGGCUUUUUGUAUAUUAUUAGGUAAGAAAGGAAGCUGACGGUGUUCAUUUACAGCCAACCAACCAACCAACCAACCAACUAACCAACGAAAGAAACCAAAUCUCUCUCUCUAUCUCCACAGCUGCAUUCCUGUUAAAUGCAAAACAUUUUUUUUUCUAGUGUUGAUCUUUUGAUACAGCCAUGCCCUGAUUAUUUCUAUGUGGCUUACUCAUUUCAUCAAUUAUCCAGAUAGCUUACUACUUCUCUUGCUUACCUGUUGGCAUCUUUACCAAUAAUGAGAGAAGAGGAUCUCAGGUAACUUUAUUUGGCUAUAUAUUAACGGUUCUUGAAUUAGUUUUAAUGGAGAGAAGGUUGAAACUAAUGGAUACAAUAAAGAUUUUACAUUAUUCCUGUAUUUCAGUUGUUUCUGUCAACCCUAACUCAUGUUUCUACAGGUAUUUGAAAUGUUAUUUUCACUUCUGUAUUUUUAGAUUUCAAGACCAGUUCUGUCAGAUGGCUGAGACCCAACCUUACAAGGUAGUGGUGGUGAUGUUGAUGUGCUCCUGGCUUCAUUCUAGGUAAAUAAAUCAAUAUUUACUCUUUU
Messenger RNA from Panthera uncia (snow leopard), 4208 nucleotides. RefSeq lists its product as uncharacterized. The transcript is spliced from 5 exons. Lineage: Eukaryota; Metazoa; Chordata; Mammalia; Carnivora; Felidae. Bases 637 to 1380 code for a protein of 247 amino acids. The record is from RefSeq and is a predicted model, not a curated record.